AUGCCUGACGGUGAAUCCAUGAACCAGAAAGACUCAAAAAGAGGCUGCGGCUGCAGAAGAGGAUUAGGGCGAGGAACAUUUGUAGUGAAUGUGACACAGACCUCCUAUCAGGCAGAGGAGAACCAGAACAUCACGCUGGAGUGGACCUUCACCACCAAACCUGAUGCUUCACUCAACGUAUCCAUCUUCUGUCGGCUGUUCAAUGAACUCAGACCUGACUCAGUCCUGUUUCAUCUCCAUGAAGGUGUUGAGGUCUCAGAGUCUCAGGAUCAACAGUUUUCAGAUAGAGUCCAUUUUGACGAAGACGUCCUCAGAGAAGGACGACUCAGACUUCAUAUGUCCAGACUCAGGAUCAGUGACUCUGGACUUUAUAUGUGUGAAGUGUCCACAGGUUAUGGUCGGAGUUCUCGCACAUGUCGGCUCAAGGUCACUGCAGUGAGGGAUCGGCCCGAAAUUGAGACACCAAACACAGCAAGAGAAAUGGUAGUGAAUGUGAAUCAGACCUACUAUCAGGCAGAGGAGAACCAGAACAUCACAAUGGAGUGGACCUUCAUCCCCAGACCAGACAUUCCCCUCAAACACUUUAAUAUCAUCUGCAAACUGUUGACUGACUUCAAACCUAUAUGCCUGUUUCAUCUGUAUGAAGGUGCUGAGGUCCCAGAGUCUCACUAUAUACACUUUAAUGGACGAGUCCAGUUUGACGAAGACGUCCUCAGAGAAGGACGACUCAGAAUCCAUGUGUCCAACCUCAGGAUCAGUGACUCUGGACCUUAUGUGUGUGACGUGCUCAGAGGUGAUGAAGGUGGCUUUCGCACAUGUCUGCUCAACGUCACUGCAACGCGUGAUGAUCCAGAACCAGAGACACCAAACUCAGCAAGACCACAAGCAGCUAUUCCAGCAAUGAUUGCCUACUUCUGUGGACUGGGACUAUUUAUGUUACUUGUUGCGUAAAAAACAAGAUUUCUGCUUCAGUUAAAAGUUACAGGCCACCAGGCAGAUUAG
Messenger RNA from Centropristis striata (black sea bass), 1002 nucleotides. RefSeq lists its product as uncharacterized. The record is from RefSeq and is a predicted model, not a curated record. Lineage: Eukaryota; Metazoa; Chordata; Actinopteri; Perciformes; Serranidae. The transcript has 5 exons. Gene Ontology annotation, biological process: positive regulation of T cell proliferation; cell surface receptor signaling pathway; cellular response to lipopolysaccharide. Bases 1 to 951 code for a protein of 316 amino acids. Gene Ontology annotation, cellular component: external side of plasma membrane.